UAGUUUUCCUGGGACGCGAUAUAAAAUACUAGACUCAAUCGCUCUUCUUGCCAGUUGAUCGUACAGUUGAUAUCACAAGUCUGGCCGGUGAAAACAGCUUUAAACCGGUUAGUUAUUUCACGAGAUAGAAGGGCGCGUGUUGAGAAAAUGAGAAACUUCAGCACUCUUCCGUUGCACCGCUCUGCGCGCGCUGGAGAGAGAAAGAUGCAUCCGCGCGCUCCAAACGGCACCAGUUCUCCUCGCGACUGCAGGAUGUUAUCUACGUUAUGGACGAAUAUAAAGAAAACAGGGCGAUAAAAAGGCAGUCCGGUCUGUGGUCUCUCCACCUUCGAGGUGUGGUCUGUAUCCAGAAGCGUUUAAAACUUUGCGGCGCGCGUUGCUGAUCUCGAGAAGGUAUUCAGCAAAGAAUCACGUGAGACUGGCCUGGUUUACCAGGCACGAGCGGUUCAGCACACCGCGCUCUGCAAGCAAGAGCAACAUCCACCUGCCGCCCCUGUGUCAAGUCAGUGUAAGAUCAGUGCUGAGAAUGGGUGCUGUAAAGGGUGAGGGUGCAUUGGAUGGUGGAUGGGGAUGGAUGAUUGUGUUGGCCUCCUUCAUGGCCCAGUUCCUGUCGUUAGGAUCCCCCCAGUCUGUUGGGGUGUUGUACCCCGAGUGGCUCAGUGCCUUCCAGGAAGGAAAGGGCAUGACGGCUUGGGUCGGAUCCAUGGUGUCUGGUGUGGCACUCAUCACCAGCCCGGUGUGCAGUGCCUGUGUGGAUAAUUUCGGUGCACGGCCAGUUACUGUCUUCAGCGGUGUGAUGGUGGCCGGCGGUCUGAUGCUGAGCGCUUUUGCUCCGAGUGUCUCUUUUCUCAUCUUCUCCUACGGCAUUGUUGUCGGCAUGGGCUGCGGACUUGUCUAUGCUGCCACAUUGACCAUAACCUGCCAAUACUUUGACAAGAGGCGUGGCCUAGCACUGGGCAUUGUUACCACAGGUACAAGUGUGGGUGGGUUCACUUACGCCACACUCCAGAAUGAGCUCAUUGAGUUGUUUGGAUUGGAGGGCUGCCUGCUUAUCGUUGGAGCGCUGGCGCUCAACCUGAUGGCAUGUGCUGGGCCAAUGCGACCUAUGAACUUACCUGGUUACUACCUAAAGCAGAGAGCUGCUCUACAGCGUACAGAGGAACCAGAACCACUCUACACCAAACCAACUGCCAUUAUCAUUGACUCUGGCUCAGAUCUCAAAACCACACCCGGCUCGGCCAAUAACAUAGCCGCCAUUAAGCUGUUGAUCACCAAGGAAUCCACAGAGCUGCAAGAGAGUGAAGGGGAAAGAAAUGGCAGGAUAUUGUCCUGUUCAAUAGUAGCACGAGCCAUUAAGAAGUGUAUGCGUCCCUAUAGACGGUACAUGAGCGAGACUAUAGAGCUCCUACAGGACCGUGUCUUCAUGGCUUUCUGCAUUGCCAUUUUUUUGUUCAGCUUAGGGGCAUUCCCACCUGUUCUCUUCAUGGAGGACGUAGCCCAGAGCGAGGGGCUUAUCGAUGGGAUUGCACUAAUACCCCUCGUCUCAAUCGUUGCAAUGACAACUGGCAUUGGUAAGCUGGUCCUGGGUGUGCUGGCAGACAUGCGAUGGGUAAACAGCCUGUACCUGUAUGCCCUGACGCUGACAGGCACAGGUUUGACUCUGCUGCUCAUCCCAGUGUCUAAGAGCUACCUGGCUCUGCAAGUUUUGUCGGCCAUGGUUGGAUUUUUCUCAGGGAAUUGGUCUCUCACGUCCUACAUCACUACCAAGAUAGUGGGCAUGGAACGACUCAGUCAUGCUCACGGCAUUCUCAUGUGCUUCGGAGGGUUUGGAAUCACGCUUGGGCCACCUGUUGUAGGUUGGUUCUUCGACUGGACUCAGUCAUAUGACCUGGCGUUCUACAUCAGUGGCACUUGUGUUUUAGUGUCUGGUUUGUUUCUGUUCUUGGCCACCCUGACUUGCUGGAACAGGACGAUGGAGGAAGGAGAUUCUCCUCCAGAAGAAGACAUCAACACUUUGCAGCAAAAGCACACUCUUGAUUGUGACAAAGUAGCCUCUGUGGCAUGAAAAAUAUUUCCAAGGUCUAAAACUGAACUUGGCCUUAACAUUCUGUUGAACGUAGAAGCUUGUCUUCCUUUUCUUACAGUUUUCAUACCUGGUGAUUAGACUGACAUUUUGCCAGGUGACUUCUCAUGGUGCCAAACUUUUUCUUUGGUUCAAUAUGAUAUAUAUAUAUUUUUAUACAUUUCCCACAAACCCUGUCAUUUUUUGAGAGGGUGUAUUAUUUUUUCUUAGAUGCUUAUAAAGACGGCCUCAUUUUUGAGGCUUAUAUUGAUAUCAGAAAUUGUUUGCGAGUAGUAUAUUCAGUAGAUUGUUUACUGGACACAGAUGCUUUUUUGUAGACCUUGAUCACUUGAAUUGUUACUUUAUUCUCUGAGAUGAAUGGUCUUGCUGAGUUGUACAUGGAUAUCACCAACUGUUAAUAUAUACAAUAGUUUCCAUUAAUGAGAACAUUUCUGACUGAAGGCUGCAGAGAAUUAUAGGAUGUGUGAAUAGGGCUUUUUACUGCACCAUCCAGAUCCAAAGAUUUCUUUCAUUAUUUCUGGAGUGACAAGGACUUGAAACAAAGAGGAAAUGCACUUUAAUGCACUCUUUUAAAUAGUCAGUAACUGCACAUUAUUUUCCUACUUUUUUAUUUGCAACAGCCUUCCCGCACAUCAUCUCCUUUUAUUGUAUGUAAUACCAAAGUGACACAAUCAGUUUCACCUGGUAGAGAAAGGCUUUAUUUUGAAAUGUAUUUACUUCAGCCACAUUUGAUUUCAAGACAUACCUCAGCAUUUUCAGUAUCUCUAAUUGUUAUUAAUUUAGAAAUACAAGAAUAUGCUGAUGAAAAUGACAGAAAAAAACCCCAGAAAGACAGUGUUGGAUUCUGUGACUGCAAUGUACUAUUUAUGUGUGCACCUGGUAAUACAGAGUCAUCCUCCACAUUUGUUCAACAGGCUGGUACCUGGCAACACUAUGUCUUAUAUUACUGUAUAUUUGAAAUGCCAGUGUCAUUAUUUCAUAUGUCAGUAUAUGUUUUAGAACCAUUAUAUAUUAUGUAUAAAUAUUUGCAAAAUAAUGUUAAGAAAAGGCCACUACACAUUUGACCAAAGACUUGCUUUGAGUCUUGAGUGAACAUUUGACAAGGUGCAAAAUAAUUUAGAAAGUGUAACACUGCCCCCCCCCCCCCCCAUAUGAUGUGCCUGUCUUUUUCUUUUAUUUCAGUGUGUUUGUUUUGUACCAUACUGUUUGUUGAUUUUUAAGUGACAAUUAAAAGAUUUGAUUCAA
Molecule: messenger RNA, 3328 nt
Organism: Megalobrama amblycephala (Wuchang bream)
Lineage: Eukaryota; Metazoa; Chordata; Actinopteri; Cypriniformes; Xenocyprididae
Gene: slc16a9a
Product: solute carrier family 16 member 9a
Exons: 6
Coding region: 527-2065 (512 amino acids)
Biological process (GO): monocarboxylic acid transport; transmembrane transport
Molecular function (GO): monocarboxylic acid transmembrane transporter activity
Source: RefSeq, a predicted model, not a curated record